AUGGGUAGGAUAAGCCGUGAAAACACAAAGGAGGAGAUAAGACGAAUGAAAAGAGGAAGGAAAAAACGGAAACGACUACAGAGGAACCUUAACAAAGAGAAGACACUUGCGUCUGGAUUAAAGAUCGAGAAGGCUCGCCUCGAGAAACAACGAAAGAUAUGCGACUAUAUAGCGAGAAAAUAUUAUGAUCGAUGGCACUCACUUCUCAAGCGAGAGGAGGCUUCAAGAAAAGCUAGGACAUUGAUUCCAAGGCAAUCUGUAGCGCAAGGGAAGGUGUGUACUAUAUUUUAAAUCUUCAUAGCCGGAAAGGUUUUUAAGCGGGUGCAUCAUCUAAUCCUCAUUUUCAUCUCCCUUAAAGUGGAGGAGGGGAGGGGGGGGAGGGGUGGUGGUUUAGGGUCCUGUCAGUGAAUGAGUCACUGCAUCAACCUCCUGACGCUGUUUGACCAAGUCUUCCUCAUUAGUAUAAAUUUUACCAUCAUCUCAAACUCUUAACUUCAAGUAAAGCAGCCAUGUUGAAAGUGUGACUCCAUCUACAUUUGCUGAUCUGACCUUGGCGUCACUGCAUUCACGUUACCAUGAAAAGAAAUCGCUAUUUAAAAAUCUGUUUAAAUAAAUAAAUACAUUACAACAUUUAGAGAGGCAUUUAUUUAUGAUUUAUUUCCUGCUCUGAAAAGGGGGGCUAACAAAGGAUUUACAGUACAUUAAUUUUUGUCUUGCUGAAAUGUAGGUCAUUGCAAAAGCAACAUGUGAAUCCAUUGUGGAAAUUGACUGUGCCCUUUUGGAGCCCCCAAAAGAUGAAUCUGGAAUGGAGGUGAAGGUACAUCUGGGUUCUGGUGUGUUUGGGUGCUGUAACAAGAUGUUUUACAGGGGCAAUCCUGUUGCAGUUAAAACAUUUUACUCUGCUACAGCAGAGGAGGUCAAACAGGAGGCAAGAGUCAUGUCAAAGUUCAAACAUGCAAAUUUUCCUCUUCUUAUUGGGAUGUGUACUCUUUCAAAGCCUUACCAUCUAGUGUCAUCCUUUUACCAUGUUUUGGACAAGCCUUACACAUUAUCUUUGGCACUGAAGAGUAGAAGUUUGAACCUUUCACAGGUUAUUUGGCUGACCUUGAUCAAUCAGUUGGCUCAGGCAAUAUCCUAUUUACAUAAACAAGGAUUUCUUCACAGAGAUAUCAAAGCAGAUAAUGUCCUUAUCUCACAUGUAAACAAUGAGUAUCGUGCCAUAUUAAUUGAUUUUGGCAAAUGUGUAGCUUUAACAGCAGUUGGUUCCCUUGUGAAACAUUUCACUCCUGAAGAACAAAAACUUUACAAAAGUAAGCAUGGUCACAUUGCUCCUGAAAUUGUCUGUGGUGCCAGUCCACCUUCACAUGCCAGUGAUGUAUUCUCUUUUGGAAGAGUGAUCUGUGCAGUUGGUACAUACCUCCAAUGCCACUUCCUUUGUACUUUGGGGAAAAAGUGCAUUCUUAGUGAUCCUAAGUUAAAACCACAAUUAAGUGAGAUAAUUGAUGAACUAGAGGGGCGACUAAAAUUGCAUAUCAAGUGA
This is a messenger RNA of Pocillopora meandrina, 1540 nucleotides long. NCBI's taxonomy places the organism in Eukaryota, Metazoa, Cnidaria, Anthozoa, Scleractinia, Pocilloporidae. The record is from the annotation of a GenBank genome assembly.